Punctularia strigosozonata HHB-11173 SS5 is the source of this 366-nucleotide messenger RNA. RefSeq lists its product as uncharacterized. The record is from RefSeq and is a predicted model, not a curated record. The annotation marks the transcript as partial. NCBI's taxonomy places the organism in Eukaryota, Fungi, Basidiomycota, Agaricomycetes, Corticiales, Punctulariaceae. The transcript is spliced from 3 exons.
GACACGCCAUUGCCUCGAGAUUGUGACGAUGAGUUCUGGGAUAAGCCCAUUCCCGGCCAUUAUUCUCAACAGCCAUCAGGCAGGCUGACCCUGGUAUCCUACUUCAUCCACUUGACGAGACUGCGGGCUAUUCAAGGGUUUGCACUGCGUACGCUCUUUUCUGCCUCGCGACGAAAGCAAUAUGAAUGGGAAGAACGUGUAAUUAAGAAAAUGAACGAUAUGCUGGCGUCCUGGGCGGCGAAUAUCCCCCCACACCUCAUAUGGAAUCUGGGCCAAGCAGACACUCCCUUUUCGAGGCAAUCCACUUUGCUCUAUGGGAUGUACUACUACACCCAAAUCAUGAUUCACCGACCUUUCGUCAUUUGA